Molecule: messenger RNA, 954 nt
Organism: Camelus dromedarius (Arabian camel)
Lineage: Eukaryota; Metazoa; Chordata; Mammalia; Artiodactyla; Camelidae
Gene: FTH1
Product: ferritin heavy chain 1
Exons: 4
Coding region: 240-791 (183 amino acids)
Biological process (GO): iron ion transport; intracellular iron ion homeostasis
Cellular component (GO): cytoplasm
Molecular function (GO): ferrous iron binding; ferric iron binding
Source: RefSeq, a predicted model, not a curated record
AUAAGAAUCGGGCGACGGCCACCUGCGCCACAGUCUUCGCGGAGAGUCGCCGCGGUUUCCUGCUUCAACAGUGCUUGGACGGAACCCGGCGCUCGUCCCCCGCCCCGGCCGGCCACUCAGAGCCAGCCCUCGCCACCUCUUCACAGCGCCCUCCGACCGCCCCAAGGUCCCCGCCGCCGCUCCAGCGCCGCGCAGCCGCCGCCGCCGCCACCGCCACCGCCUCUUCUCAGCCGCCCGCCAUGACGACCGCGUACACCUCGCAGGUGCGCCAGAACUACCACCAGGACUCGGAGGCUGCCAUCAACCGCCAGAUCAACCUGGAGCUGUACGCCUCCUACGUCUACCUGUCCAUGUCAUACUACUUUGACCGUGAUGAUGUGGCUUUGAAGAACUUUGCCAAAUACUUUCUUCACCAAUCUCACGAGGAGAGGGAACAUGCUGAGAAACUGAUGAAGCUGCAGAACCAACGAGGUGGCCGAAUCUUCCUUCAGGAUAUCAAGAAACCAGACUAUGACGACUGGGAGAAUGGGCUGAAUGCAAUGGAAUGUGCGCUACACUUGGAAAAAAGUGUGAAUCAGUCACUACUGGAAUUGCACAAACUGGCCACUGACAAAAAUGACCCCCACUUGUGUGACUUCCUUGAGACGCAUUACCUGAAUGAGCAGGUGAAAUCCAUCAAAGAACUGGGUGACCAUGUAACCAACUUGCGCAAGAUGGGGGCCCCCGAAUCUGGCAUGGCGGAGUAUCUCUUUGACAAGCACACCCUGGGAAGCAGUGAUAAUGAGAGCUAAGCCUUAGGCUGGCUUCCUGGAGCCACAGGGGUGACCUCCCUGGUCACCAAGGCAGUGCAUGCAUGUUUGGGUUACCUUUACCUUUUCUAUAAGUUGUACCAAAACAUCUACUUAACGUUCUUUCCUUAGUACCAUUCCUUCAAAUAAAGUAAUUUGGUACCCA